Pygoscelis adeliae (Adelie penguin) is the source of this 5017-nucleotide messenger RNA. Its product is annotated as serine racemase-like. Gene Ontology annotation, biological process: L-serine catabolic process; L-threonine catabolic process. The coding region runs from base 152 to 1804 and encodes 550 amino acids. The transcript is spliced from 12 exons. NCBI's taxonomy places the organism in Eukaryota, Metazoa, Chordata, Aves, Sphenisciformes, Spheniscidae. The record is from RefSeq and is a predicted model, not a curated record. Gene Ontology annotation, molecular function: L-serine ammonia-lyase activity; threonine deaminase activity.
CAGCACAGUUUCUCUACUCCAGGGUGUUAAAAAACAGAAGUCCCAGGGACCUCUCCAGGGAAGAAGAAGACUACGAUCCUUUCUGGCAAAGGUUGGAGAAUAUUGCUGUCUGAGUUAGAGCUAGAGCGCUCCUUUCUGCCCCUCAGGGGUCAUGGUCAGCCCUCGGGGUCCACCCAGGGCCAGGCCCACGGACAUGACAACCCCUGGACCCUUCCUGCCUCCUUACGGUGUCGUAGUUGGAGUUUUGCUUCACCUCGUUGUUUAUUUAGUCGCUGUGCUGUAUAGUUAUGCUGAGCAGCUGUUCUUGAAAAAGGAUGACAAUAAAAUAAAGAAACAAGAUGCCCCAGUACCUUGUGAUCUUCACUGUUGUAAGGACGGGCCGAUAAGAAAUGGCCUUAUUGGGCAGAAGCCACCCUCCAUCAACCCUGAGAGACUGAAAGAUUUUGGUGAGGAGGAUUACCUGAACGGGGACGUGAAGACCUGGGAAAUGAAGAUAGUGAGCCGUAAUGAGGAGUUACUUAGGGAUGCCCUUCCCCGCAUCCCUCAGUCAAGCAGUAGGAGCAGCCUGUCAAGCUAUAACAAGCUGAUUCGAUUUGAAGAUAUUAGUGCAGCAGCUUUCAAAAUCCAGUGCGGUGUUCAGAAAACCCCCUGCAUGUAUUCUAGGCUAUCCAAGCAGUAUGGAAUGGACAUCUACCUAAAGAAAGAGUUCCUCCAGUACACGGGAUCUGUGAAGGAACGAGGUGUACUUUACCUUCUGACAUCAUUGCCUCAGGAUCAGCAAAGAAAGGGGGUGAUCGUGGCUCUGGACAGUAACUUUUCCAUGGCUGUUGCUUACCACGCCUCAGAGCUCCGUAUUCCAGUGUUUGUCAUCAUGUCAACCAGCACACCCCCGGCCAGAGUGAAAAUGUGCCGUGAGUAUGGUGCCAUGGUUAUAUCCUACGGCACUACAGCUAAGGAUUCCCAGACGCACGCAAGAAGGUUGGCGCAGGAGAAUGGUUACCUCUACCUCGAAGAGGAGGAUAGUGCUCUCUACCUGUCGGGCCUGGGGACCGUGGGGCUGGAGGUGUACGAGCAGGUGCCAAAGCUGGAUGCAGUGAUUUUCCCUGCAGGAGGCCACUGUGGCUUGCUGGCAGGGUCGGCUGCUGCACUCAAACACCUCAACCCACAUAUUUCUGUAAUUGGGGUUGAAUCCGAAAGUUUCCCUGUAUUGCAACAGUCCUUAAAGGCUGGCCAUCCAACUGAGGACCAGGCCUGCAGCAAUCAUCACUUUUAUGGAGAUGCGAGCGGACUUUGCUUUGGCAGCAAUUCUUUGCAGCUGACUGGGAAACUCGUGGAUAAAGUUGUUGCUGUGAGGGAGGAGGACAUCCUCAUUUCGAUUCUGAGAUUGCUGGAGUAUGAGCGAGCCACAGUUGAUGCGGAAGGGGCCAUUGGACUUGCAGCGUUGGUUGCAGGGAAGCUGCCGGAGUUGAAGGGUAAAAGAGUGGCAGUUGUUAUAUGCAGUGGAAACUUGGAAUUACAUUUGCUGCAACAGUGCGUAGCUCGUGCCCUGACCCUCGAUAACAGAGUGUGCAGAUUUUCCCUUGUGCUUUCUGACUGCCCAGGAGACAUUUCAAAGCUACUGGAGAUUUUGGCUCGGGAAGAAGCAAGAGUUUUGGAUAUCAAACAAGAACGCGCGUUUGUGACAUCUGAGCUCUUCACCGUCGAGGUCACCUGCACCGUGGAGACCAGAGACAAGAUCCACACAGCCCAGCUGAGGAACGCGCUCUUGGAACGCUACCCCACAGCUGCCUGGACCGAGCGGUGAUGGGCGCAGCACAAGGGAAAGGGCCGAGGUCCUCUGACAAGUAUUUUGCAGAGCCCUAAUCUUGAGGCAUUCGGAACAAAUAUUAUCUUUCAAAGCUGAACAGUUAGCCAGUAGUUUCAGGAUAUUUAUUUCCUGCUCAAAAUGUAGUGAAUGUCCUUGGGAAUAAAGUUAAACUCAAAACUUCAGCUUAGCUAAAGGAAACUUCUAGUCUCUGCUGGUGUUGGAAUUCAAUAAUUCAUUAUCAGCUGGCUGUCUGGAUUUUGGCUAGUAUGUAGGAUCCAACGGCGUUCGAUAAAUAAACAGGGAGAAGGCAUUUUUCUUUACAUCUGAAUAUAGACCUCUCAAGGGUCAUUUGAUUUUGAUGCCCUUAGUUAAAGUAAUGCAGCUCCUUCUGCUGGGCUUUGCCAUGCUACUAGUACAGUAAUUUUCCAUUUCCAGGCCAGAAGCGGUUCUCCAUUUGCUGAAUCUGCUUCCGGAGAUAUAUACAUGUGUGUGGGUGUGGGUUUGAACACACUUCUGUUCUGAUCUUUGCUAUCAUGUGUGGAAAAGUUUUGCUAACAGAAUACGAUUUAAAAAAAAAAAAACCACCAAACUCAAAAAACCCCUUGGAACAUAAAAGCCAAUAUUGUAUUCAUUAUUUUUUUCCAAGGGAAAAUGAUCCUUUUUAUAAAGUGAAGUUCCAAAAGAUGUUGCAGCAAUAAAAAAACCCCAAACGUAUUAUGAAUAUAAUUAGACCUCCCAUGCAGAACACAAAAGUAGCGUAUAAAAUGGCUUGUGUUUCUUUAUAAAGAGGGGUCUCUCCACCCUUGUGAAUUUUCUAAUUAGCAUUCCACUGAUCAUCUUAGUCUGCCUAAAAUAGACUCUGUCCAUCUCACCUGACAGAUUAAGUACACUGUUAAGAGUGAAAUAUAUUUAAAGACCACAUGUUAAUAGCCAAAGGCAGUGCCGGGAGAAGAGUAAGCCUAAGUCUUAGGCACAUGGCUAAUGCAAUUAAGAAAGAACGUAUUGACCUAAAUACCAUUUUCAUCACUACAGGCAGAGACCGACUAAAAAGGUAACAGGGUGGGAUGGCAAGAAAUGUAAGAGAAAUUCAGGCCCACUUCUGAGCGUGCGUACAACAGUCGCCCUUCCACUUGGGCAAAAUGCAGUUUAAGGCCAGCUGCAACAGAGCCGAUAUAUACCAUUCCACCUGGUUAAAUUUAACCAGGAUUGAUCCAGAUUUUGGGUGUAGUUAUUUUAAUGAGAGGUCUUAAUCCCGCCUCUAGCAUAUCAAGUUGAUAAUUAAGUAUGUAAGAUAGAUAUGCUGUAUUUAGCAGUGCCCUAGCAGAGCCCAGCUGAAAAUCCAGUGAGGUCAGAGUGAGCACCUCCACGGGCUGCGUGGGAUGGAAUCGUUCCAGUUCCCACGUGCAGAGCUGGGUGAGCGGUUGCUAGGCGUCCAUGAAAACCAACUUUUGCUAUAGCUUUUUGGGGAGGAAGAUGCUGCAAGCCCAUAGCGAUGCUCCUUUGUUGCCAUAUUACGAUUUAUAAAUCGAGCUUCCAUCUUUAGACCCCCCCUGCAGUUAGGAAUGGGCUUGCUAUAUGUUUCCUUUCCUGGUUCCGCAGCGGGAAACUUUUGUCUCUAAAGCACAGUGAAGGAGUCACGUGUGGAAGAGGAGAUGCCCUGGGGUAGGCGAGAGCUUUCUCUGCCCUCUCUUAACCCUAGUCCAGCUGUAGGCUAGGAAGGGCAUCAUCCAGAGAGUUAGAGCAACCUAAACAGAGGGUCCCUACGGACUAAAAAGGAUGAACUGCAUCUCCAAUCUUAUGCAGAUCUCAUCCGUGUUGUAUCUACUGCUUGUAGAUAUAUCCAGCUAUAUCUAUAACUUAACUUGUGCCUGCAAGGUGGGACGAAGAGGGCAGCGUUCUGGCUGUCUCUGCAGUAUUUUUUUUCUGGGAAACGGUCUGUUCGUUCCUUCUUAUUGCGGCUCACGAAGAAGAGAGAAGAGACUCUCACAAAUGGUGGACAAAUAAUAGAAGUUCACUGAUUUGACCUAUUUUUGGAAGGACCGUGUUGUUUUUGCACACGGAGCUAAAACUUACUGAUGCCCCGAUGGUUAGUUUCUUUCCCUUCUUGCCAUCCACAACGAUGGGUAUAGGGCUUGGUCUCCAGAACAUGUCCCGUAAAUCACAGCCUGUCAGACACAACUCCUUUCUUCACGGUCAGAAAAGUUUAAGAAAUCUGUAUAGAACUAUGUGAUGACAGACUACAUACUGUGUACGUGCUGCUUCCAUUGAAGCAAGCAAUGAACCGCACCAUCAAAGAGCAGAUCUGAGGAUGUAAAACCACUAUAAAUAAGGGUCUAAAUAUCCUCUCAUCUCUUUUGGCAAAACUCUCAGGAAAUUUUGAGGAUAUCUCAGGUAUCUAUGUGAGAAGCAAAUGGGACUUUAUAACCGAUGUUCUCAGUAGUGGCCAACAGCCUCUGCUGUCUCAGUCCUUGGUUUAUCGUUCUGCAUUAUCCUGGACUUCAUUUUUUUAGAAGUUGAGAGCAUCAACAGCUUCUUUUCUAAUCAGUGGGAACUGCAUUUAGCAAGUCUUCACAAAACUGGGGCAAGAGAGGUAGCGGAUAGAGCAACCAAAAAUCAAUGCACUCAAAAUGAGUGUACGAUUUUGAAAAUGUGUUUUGGGGGAAAAAAAGAAAAGAAAAAGAAAAGAGAAAGUGAUAUCUAGAAGAUACUGAAAAUGUCAGACAUGGUAUAUGCAGUUUGGUUUUAUUUUUACUGUAUUAAGUAUAAACAUACAUUGUAAAUCACUCUUCAGUGGUAAACACUUUACGUGCGAAUAUAAUGUUACCAGAGUUGACUUCCAUUCUAUACUGCUUUUAUGCGAGUCCAUUGGCUUUAAAGCUAAGAUUAAAUACUUCCAAGGGGCAAAAACAAAAUCAAAAUUAAACACUUAAAUGAAUGUAUGCAAUUGGAAAGAAUACUGAAACAUCUGUGCUGCUAACAUUUUUGCAUUAUGAAAUAUAAUAGGACUAUGGCUUUUCAAAGAUCUAAUAAUGUGUUUUUAAAUGUUUCAUUUAAAGAAGUAUUUUUAUAGAGAGUGUUCUGAUGUACCUUGAAAAAAAAAACAGCUUAAUGAUUAUGUGAAAAAGUCACAAAUUGUUAAAUCAGCAAAAUGUAAAUCUAAGCAUUGUACUUAUUUGAAAAACAAUUAAAAUUAUGGUAUGCCACCUCAGC